Mycena citricolor is the source of this 528-nucleotide messenger RNA. NCBI's taxonomy places the organism in Eukaryota, Fungi, Basidiomycota, Agaricomycetes, Agaricales, Mycenaceae. The record is from the annotation of a GenBank genome assembly.
GACGCGGCGGUAAUCUACCUAAAACCUGAAGUGAAACAUUCUUCUGCCCCCCAACCGGAUGACCAAAAUGGACUCGUAUAUCCGAGUCUGGACCACACCUCAGCGUUCGACGUUCGACGUUUGAGCUCGGACUACAGUUUGGUCCAAGAUUUAUCAUCUCACUGUCUCGCAAAUGGGUUUCAUGACAGAAAGGAGAAGUCAGCUAUUUCGACAUCUCAUGUGUACACACUAUCAGCCAUGAGGAAAUCAUUGCAGUUGAGCCCCCAGAUCUCGAGUCACCGGGUCGCAGAGGAGAUCUAUUGUGGGAAAAAAGGCGCGUGGAUCUUGACGCCCUUGAAAAAUCACCCUGAAGAGAGGACGCUUGACGCACGGAAGGGAGUCAUUGGUCACUGGGCAGCGAGGAUAGAUUGUGAGAAACAAGACACGUGGAUCUUGAGUGCAUGGGGGCUGAUGGAGAGUCGUGACCCAGGCCCAAGUCUGAUUGUAUCAAUGAAAGUGCAUCCGGACCGAUACAUCAGUUCAUUAUAG